AUGGAGACAUCAAGCGAGGCAAAAUCCUGUCGGCAAACCUUUGAGUCGCUUGGUUUUCGGGAGCACAUACACUCAUCAAGCUUGCGGCAACAUGCAUGUUUCGCUGACAACAUCAAUGCUGUACAUCGUCUAGACUCCACCACCUCAACUGCGGUCGCUUCAACAUCUUCCGCUCGUUCAACCGGUCCGAGACCAAAUCAACAGGAACCGAGGCCAGUCGACUCGAUCAGUCAUUCUGGGGAUUCUUUGAGUUGCCCAGGCAACAGUCUCAGUCGUGAAGCCACACGAACUGACUUUGUUGCAGGCAUCUUCGAGCCGAAGACGACUUGUCGAGCUGAAUCCUUUGCAUUGUUGCCACCGUCCAGAUCCGUUCGUCUGCAGCGUCUUUUCGUCCCAGACGCCAUUUGUAGUAUUCCAAAGGCAAUAACAGCCUGUACGCCCAGUUCAAGCAAGGUCGUCACCGCGACCCAGAGAUCAUCGAAUGAAACGAGCCAGCACGAGGCUGACAACGGGACCCGGCAUCACCUGUCAACCUCAGGGUGA
Molecule: messenger RNA, 543 nt
Organism: Protopolystoma xenopodis
Lineage: Eukaryota; Metazoa; Platyhelminthes; Monogenea; Polystomatidea; Polystomatidae
Source: the annotation of a GenBank genome assembly